Messenger RNA from Apis florea (little honeybee), 1884 nucleotides. RefSeq names its product ftz transcription factor 1 (gene ftz-f1). Gene Ontology annotation, cellular component: RNA polymerase II transcription regulator complex. Gene Ontology annotation, molecular function: nuclear receptor activity; zinc ion binding; RNA polymerase II cis-regulatory region sequence-specific DNA binding. Gene Ontology annotation, biological process: tissue development; hormone-mediated signaling pathway; regulation of transcription by RNA polymerase II. The record is from RefSeq and is a predicted model, not a curated record. Lineage: Eukaryota; Metazoa; Arthropoda; Insecta; Hymenoptera; Apidae.
ACGCAAGUAUCACGACAUUGCACGUUGUACACCAUUACUGCUUCAAAAUUAAAAAGAAUAAUCUAUUAACCAUCGUUGUUCUGUCACAUCACACGCCAAUAUAAAAAAGAAAAGAAACGGAAAGCAUUGAUCAUUUACCACAGUGGUUAAAAUUAGAAGAAUUUACAAUCAAUUCAUACAUAUAUAUAUAUAUAUAUAUAUGAGCCGAUACGCCACAAGCACGUUCCUCCGUGCAGUAUUUGCGCAAGGGUGAUAUGUUAUUGGAGAUGGAGCAGCAUUCGGGUCUGAUAUCCCUGAAUAUGUCGCCGUUCCAUUUAAGCCCUCAGGGUAGUCCCCAAGGUGCGGCCAGUGCUGGCCAGCAACAGCAACAAGCGCAACAACAACAACAACAACAACAACAACAACCACAAUACGGUUCUUCACCGUAUGGGAAUUGCGCUCAAAGUCCACCUACAACGAUAUGUCACCAAUCACAGUCACAACAGCAACCGCAACAACAGCAACAGUUGCCGGUACAUAAUUCGCAGGGUAUUUCGAAUUUCGACGCCGCGUUUUUCGACUCCACCGCCCUUGAAGAACGGUGUCCCAUGUGCGGGGACAAAAUGUCUGGUUAUCAGUAUGGUCUGCUUACGUGCGAAUCCUGUAAAGGUUUUUUCAAACGGAAUAAUUCACCGUGUAGCAGUAAAAAAGUAUACACGUGCCUAUUCUCGCCAACGGGAGGUGGGGGAGGUGGGGGCAGCGGCGGUGGUGGUGGCGGAGGUGGCGGUGGUGGAAAUGGUAACAACGGUAACAACGGUGGAACCGGUAGCUGUGGCGGCGGCGCAUCAUCGGCACUCGAGAUCGGAUCUUGCGGCAACAAGAAGGUGUACACGUGUCUGUUCUCGCCAACAGGAGCCGGAAGCGGCACUGGCGGCAGUGGAGGCAGCAAUGGCGCGGCAAACGGUGCUGGAGGUGGUGGUUGCGGCACAUCGACAGCCCUCGAGAGUAGCGGCAGCACUUAUACCGGUGGCGGUGGUGCCGGUACCGGUGGUGGAGGAGGAACGGGUGGCGGCGGUGGUGCGGGUGCCGCUGGCGGUAGUGGGCCCACCGCAGGGAACGCCUCUGCUGGUGGUGGCGGUAGCGGUAGUGGUGCGGCCAGCGGUGCAAGUGGCGGCGGAUCCGCUACGGUCGGGGUUGGUGUCGUGACCGGCUCGAUACCGUGUCCGUCCGAAUUCCCCGAUACCAAGGACAUCAUCAUAGAAGAACUCUGUCCGGUCUGCGGCGACAAAGUUUCCGGAUACCAUUACGGGCUACUCACUUGUGAAUCCUGCAAAGGUUUCUUCAAACGCACCGUCCAAAACAAAAAGGUCUACACGUGCGUCGCCGAGAGGUCCUGUCACAUUGACAAAACGCAAAGAAAGCGGUGUCCCUACUGCCGUUUUCAGAAGUGCCUCGAAGUCGGCAUGAAGCUUGAGGGUGAGUUUUUGUUCAAUUGUGACGUCAUUCUAGCGCGGCUAUCUAUCUUUUCUUACGCCUUUCCGUUAUGCUUUGCAAAAGAACGUAUGCGCACAUGUGAUUUCUCGAUACCUGGCAACGGAUCGACAAAAUCUUUCUCUUUCUUCUUCUUUUUCUUUUUUCUUUUUUCUACUUUAAAAACAAAUUUUAUAAAAAUUGCAAAUUAAAUAACGUGGAAUGAUUCGUAAAACAAAUAAUAUAUAGAAAAAAUUUCACGCAAAUCAGUUUUAUUUAACCGAUAAUAUGAGUGCUCAUUUUUUUUGGAUGUGAAAGCGUUGCAUGCGGGUAUCGUCGCGAUUUUUAUGCAGAAAGUAAAAGAUUGAAAAUGUAUAUGCGACCAAAUAGAUUUCGAUGUUCAAUUAUGCAACGUAAUCGUGGGACGUGUAUUAU